Molecule: messenger RNA, 1141 nt
Organism: Sesamum indicum (sesame)
Lineage: Eukaryota; Viridiplantae; Streptophyta; Magnoliopsida; Lamiales; Pedaliaceae
Gene: PSF2
Product: PSF2
Biological process (GO): DNA replication; double-strand break repair via break-induced replication
Cellular component (GO): nucleus; GINS complex
Source: RefSeq, a predicted model, not a curated record
CAAGGUAAAAUCAAAUUUACCCUCUAAACUCCCGCCAUCUCCCGCUGAGAGAUAGGGCUGCGAAGUAGCGCUCGACCCAGAGCCGCCCCACCCCAGAUAAUCCAAGAACUGGAAAAUGGCAGGAGCGUCAGAGCCCCAAGCCUCCGCAUUUUCGGCGGCGGAGUUGGAGUUUCUUGCCGAGGAUGAAAUGAUUGAGAUUGUGCCGAAUCUGAGGAUGGAUCCGCUCAAUUUCAUCUCGGGAGACUUUGGUCCUUUUAGACCGCAAAUAGCGACUCAAGUGCCACUUUGGUUAGCGGUGGCCUUGAAGAAGAGAGGCAAGUGCACUAUUCGAGCUCCGGAAUGGAUGUCUGUUGAUAAGUUAGCACAAGUGUUGGAAGCAGAGCGGGAUUCUGAGAAGUUUCAGCAUUUGCCAUUCCAUUAUGUAGAAAUAGCAAGGCUUCUUUUUGAUUAUGCUCGGGAGGACAUUCCUGAUAUCUACAUGGUGAGGUCCCUCAUUGAGGACAUCAAGGAUGUGCGCUUUCAUAAAAUUGGGACAGGCUUGGAAAUUAUCUCGAGGGAACGUACUUAUGCACUCAGGCUCAAAAAUUUAUCUGCUAUGGAAGCAAAUAUAGUGCGCCCAUUUGUUACAAGAGCUCUUGAGACAUUUUACAAGCUUAGCAGUUCUGAGAUGAUACAAGAAUCGGAUCACAUUCCCAAUAGACAGCCCCAAGCAACCAAUCGUGGGCCAAGACGGCAACUGAAAGAUAGAUGACCUGGUCUGAAGAUCCCUGUACAAAUGUCUUGGUAAAGUUGCUCCGAUGCCUUUAAGUUUAUGAUCAAGCAAAAGUAUGUCAUUCACUGAGCUGAUAUAGUUGAAGAGAAUCACUAUCCGAUCAUAUUUGGCUUCUGAUGUAAGUUCAAUUGCAUGCUUUUUUCCUUAAGCUGCUUUACAUUUCUGCAGGUGAGAUAGCAACUUUUGCCGUUAUUGUGGAUCCAACUAGUAUAAAUAGUUAACGGAUAAUCUUAUGACCGCUUUACAGGCGCUCUAGUGUAAAUAAUUGAUGGGGGGUGAUUUUUUUAUGACAAUUCUGUCAAAAUAAUUCCAGUAAGAAACUAAUCUUGAGCAACCAUUGACGUAUGAGAAUUCUCCCAUUAAUGUAAA